GUUAACAUUUAUAUUUGUUUUCUAGGAAAUUGAAAAGUGUGUGUUCAAAGAAAAACGAAAGUAUUGAGUUGUAUAAAUAAAUCAGCUGUACUGUGUUAAAAUUAUUUGUUCACCAAAAAUUUUACUCGUAUAUCUGGUUUAUUUUUCUAACAGAGAAGUAAACAAAAAAUUAUUAGUAAGGAAGAUAUUAAUUCAGUAAAAAAAAUUUAUUUAAAAAAAUGAGUUCGAUUUCAAAUGUAGAAAAUCUUUCUCCUCAAACCAUUCGUCAUGUUAUGAAGGAAAUGCAGCAAUUGAGUGAAUCGCCAUUAGAAGGAAUUAAAAUACAAAUCAAUGACACUGAUGUGACUGAUAUUCAGGCUCUUAUUGAAGGCCCUGCUGGAACUCCAUACGCUGGAGGUGCUUUUCGCAUAAAGCUAACACUCGGAAAAGACUUUCCGCAGUCUCCGCCAAAAGCGUACUUUUUAACAAAAAUAUUUCACCCGAAUGUAGCAGCCAAUGGUGAAAUAUGUGUAAAUACAUUAAAGAAAGAUUGGAAGUCGGAUCUAGGAAUCAAACAUAUUUUACUUACUAUAAAAUGCCUUCUAAUAGUACCAAAUCCAGAAUCAGCUCUAAAUGAAGAAGCUGGAAAAUUAUUGCUGGAACGUUAUGAUGAUUAUUCGCAACGCGCAAAAAUGAUGACUGAAAUACAUGCGCAGUUUACAAAAAAUGGUGAAGCUAAAGAUGAUGAUGACGGUCCACUAUCUAAAAAACAUGCCAUCGAUAAGAAGCUGCAGGACAAGAAGAAAGAAAAACUUAUGAAAGAAAAGAAACGUAUGCUUAAAAGAUUAUGAACCAAUUUCUAAAUUUUGUUACUAAAUGCGCGCCACGCAAGAUUCACUGAAUUUUUCACCCCAAACACCAUCAUUUAUUAUGUAUUGAUUUUGUUCACUGUAAGAAUCAUUAAAAAAUUAAAUUUUAUUUUAAAAAACAAUAAUUACAAUUACCUUAAGGAAAUUUAGAAAUUUGUCAACAUUAUUUGUUAAGAGAGUUAAACUGUUAAAUAGUUAUAUUCGAUUUAAAUUAACGUAUAAUCCUUUAAGCAAUGCACUUGAAUUAGUGUAUCACUGAGAUUAUACAU
Molecule: messenger RNA, 1117 nt
Organism: Teleopsis dalmanni
Lineage: Eukaryota; Metazoa; Arthropoda; Insecta; Diptera; Diopsidae
Product: ubiquitin-conjugating enzyme E2 S
Exons: 4
Coding region: 219-830 (203 amino acids)
Source: RefSeq, a predicted model, not a curated record